AUGAGUGAUCUUCUUGGUAGCGAUGGUCGGGGGACUGGGGUUGGAGAUGGGGAAGGUGCGGAUGCGCGAGAAGGGGAGGGAACAGAGGGUGGGAUGCGCAGAAGACGGCCGUGGAAAUACGAGGAGCGGGCGACGGGGGAUCCAGAAUUCAAGGAUGAUCUGCACUCGUGGGCGUUCAGCAACGGGGAGAGCUCGGCGAAGCCGCAACAGUCGGCGGCAGUGAGCGGGUCUGGCGCGGGGAAUGCGGAUGAGAAGACGGAUACAGGGGCGGGGGGAAGUGGCGGAGGGUCGUUGGCGGAGUCCCGGCUGGCGGAGCGCUGGGGCGAUGUGGAGCUGAUGGCGCGGGAGGUGGCUUCUGCUACGGAUAGAGUUGGAUCGUUAGAGGAAAGGGAGGGAUCUUCAGAGGCACAGGGGUCUGGAGAGAAAGAGGGGUUGCAUAGGCCGGUUGAACGGGAAAGCUCAGGAACACAAGGUGGUGGUGGUGGUGGUGGUGGGAGUGGUGGUGAGGGUGAAGGUGUAGGGGAAUCAGUGGUGGAGUGUGUGUCUGGUGCCGGCGGUGCUCGGCCUGUGUCUGCCUAUGGCAAUGCUACAUUCUCCUCCUCUGGCUCGUCGCUUAAUCUAAGACCAAACGUCAUGGCGCUCUCUGACCUCGUGCGCCAUGCCCCCUCCUCCGCCUCUUCCGCCUCCUCCUCCUCUGCUCUCAACCCCACGGGGCAUGCGGCUAUUGGCCAGUCGGCCUCGGCGUCGGCGUCAGCAGCUGGGGUGUAUAAUCGACGUGUGGACAGGCAGAUCCCACGCGCAGCAGUUGUUGCUCUUCAAGCUGCUGCUGCUGCCAAGACCAGCUGGCCGCUUAACCUGCAAGCUCGGUCGGGUCUGCACUUCCCCCCACCGCCCCAUCUGGGGACAGCAACGCACGCGUGUGACAAGUGCAGCCUGCGCUUCUUCUCGCCGCUCAACCACCGCCGCCACAUUCGCGUGCACCGCAAGAUGCUGCGCACCGACAAGGUUGACCUGAGGGGCAUCCGAGGAGACCUUGCUCUCUUCUUGAACAAGCUGGGAAUGCCAGCAGUUCUUGACCACAUAUCACUGCAGGCCCUUUCUGUGGAGGGUAUUCAACUGGUGGACCGUCUGUCCUCUCUGGUGGACAACCAUCGCUUUCCCUUUGUCUCGCCCAUCGCACCACCACUCCCACCCUACCUCAAGCUCGGCCCAGACCUCGUCGCGGUGGUGUUGAACAAGCAGCUGUUAUCAGAGGAGGAUCUCUUCGCCAUGCUGGAUGCGGCCAGUGAGAGCACGUUCCUGCACGGGGGCACGUCCCCUGCCGUGCACCGCUUUGUCUUCCAGCCCACUGCCACGCCCAGCAGCAGCAGUGGUGGCGGUGGUGGUGGUGGGGUUGGUGGCGCGGGCGGUGGCAGCAGCGGGAGGAUCAGAGUGAUGCGCCUGCAUGAUAAGGACUUGGUGGCUGCGCUUGCGUUUCUGCUUGAACAGAAGCUGGUGGAUGCAUACAUGGCAGCGCGAGAGGCAGCAGCACUCAAGCAGCAGCACCUGCUGGUGGAGGAGGAAGCAGCUGCCAUGCACAAGCGGGCUCUCCUGCGGCAGCGCAGACGGAAGAAACGGCAGAGGCAGAAGGGAGGAGGCAAGGCGGCAGACAAAGUGGGGCAGCAGGGUUCCAGAGGUGACCGUGGUGUGGGGUUGACGGGCAGUGUUGUCACCUGGAGUAAAGGUGAGGACUCGGAGAAAGAGGAGGAAGAGGAGGAGGAAGAAGAGGAAGAAGCAGAGGAGGAGGAGGUGGAGGAGGAUGAGGAGGAAAGGGAAGAAGAAGAGGAGGAGGAGGACGAGGAAGAGGAAGAGGAGGAGGAAGAGGUCGGGGAAGAGGAGGGGAGAGAGGAAGAGGAGGGAGAGGAGGAGGAAGACGAGGCAAAGAAAGAGCCCCAGCAACUGCAGCAGCAAGUGCGACAGCAGCAGCAGCAGCAGAGGCAGCAGCAGCAGCAGCAACAGCAAGCAGGGGGCGACAGCAGUUCUGAUGGGCUAUCAUCCGAGUCUCUCGAUUCUCCCAAGGGCGCUAGGGUGCACCCAGCACCCAUGUCCGCCACAGACAGUUCAGUGGGCGUGAAAAGCAAGGAGCGUGAGCAGCACACAGUGGGGGCAAGGAGAGAGGGAGCAGACGCAGGGAGUGUAGACAUGGCAGGGACUCGUGCUGCUGCUCGCGCUGCUGCUCGUGCCCCGUUGGACCGUUCAGAAGGAAGCUCCGCCUCCGCUGGUGGUGGACCCACGGAUGGACCCACGGGCCCAGGUAGCAGUAAUCUUGAUUUGUCAAACGCCAGGGGGGCACCUGCAGGGACGGGUGCAGCAGGAGGAGGGACAGGCACGGGUGCGGGCUCAGGCUCAGGUUCAGCUGCUGCAAGGACGGGGAGUGCGGGAGGCAGGAGGGGUCGUGGCAAGGGGGGGCAAGGAGGGGGCGGCGAGCGGGGGGAGCAGAGCAGGGGGCGGCAGCAGCGGAGUGGGAAGAGGGAAGCUGUGGGCCCUUAUGUUGGGAUGGCGCUAGACACAAGCGCGGCUGCUGGCAGUGCUGCUGCUGUUCUUGAGAACGCCCCUGCUGCUAGAGGGGUGCUGCGGGGGAGGGAGGCGGAGGUAAGUGGGGGAGAGACCCAGCAGAGCU
This is a messenger RNA of Closterium sp. NIES-65, 2659 nucleotides long. NCBI's taxonomy places the organism in Eukaryota, Viridiplantae, Streptophyta, Zygnematophyceae, Desmidiales, Closteriaceae. The record is from the annotation of a GenBank genome assembly.